Phacochoerus africanus (Common warthog) is the source of this 1569-nucleotide messenger RNA. It is a transcript of the gene TMEM225B, whose product is annotated as transmembrane protein 225B. The record is from RefSeq and is a predicted model, not a curated record. Bases 681 to 1370 code for a protein of 229 amino acids. Lineage: Eukaryota; Metazoa; Chordata; Mammalia; Artiodactyla; Suidae. Gene Ontology annotation, biological process: negative regulation of phosphatase activity. The transcript has 7 exons.
CAGGGCGCUGGGGAGGCAGGAAGCUGGGCCUUCUUCAAGGCGCCAAGUCUACACCUCAGCCACCCAACAGGAGGAGUUGCUACUGUCAUUGCCGUUUCACAGACGAGAAAACUGACACCCAGAGAGAAGUAACUCGCCCAAGGUCACCUGCUGGUGAUGGCAGAGCUGGAAUUCACAUUCAGAUCCGACGGGCUUCUGCUUGCUCCAUCCUCCACCCCGUUCCGUGCACCGGUGAGCAUGGCCGGGACUGCUACCCACCCCGGAGGCCGGGUUCCGCCCGCCGAGGGCCACGUGAGCUGAGAGGUGAGCCCCCCGCCGCCGUCCUCCGCCGGCCCGAGGGCUGGGUGGGCUCUGCCCAGAGACGAAGCCUCCCCUCGCCGGGCCUCGGGGGGGGGGAGCCAACGGAAGGUCCGCACCGUGGGCGGAAGGGGCGGAGGAGCGGCUGCGCAGAGGGAAGCCCCGCCGCCGGGAGGCAGAGACCCGACGGUGCCCCGCGGAGGUUUUAAGGAGGUCUUGGUCUCCAGGUCGGAAAGGAUGUGAGCCUAACUCGGCUGGAUAGGCGGACCUAUUGGAAGCAAACUCAUCAGCAGAGCUCGGUCAGCUGUCCGGUUGAAUUUGGUGCCCUGGGAUGUGCCUGGCCUCUCAGAGACCCCGGCAGGUGGAAAGCACUGUAUCGCGUGAUGAGUUUUUGUGUCUCUUCUCCCCAGUGGUUACCUGUGAUGCUGACUUUGGAGGACAAAGCCGUGAAGUGGUUCACCUGGGCCGUGGCCUUGACCUCCCUGGGCUUCCUGCUUCUGCUGCUGGUCUCCAUCUUCCCCUUCUGGGUGCGUCUUGUGAAGGACGAGUCCCAGGAAGUGUUUUUCAGCGGCCUGUUUGAGAACUGCUUCCAGAUCAAGUGCUGGAAGCCUCGGCCCUUGUCAAUUUACAUCGUCCUCGGCCGCGUGUUCCUGCUGUGCGCCGUCCUCUUCUCCUUCCUCACCGUCUUCGCCAUGGUGUCCUUUGCGUCUGACCUCUUUCUGGGGACCCGGAAGCACAACCUGGUGUCCGCCUUCAUCAGCUUCCUCACAGGGGCCUGUGCCUUCCUGGCCUUGUUGCUGCAUGCCCUGGAGAUGCAGAGUCUGAGGAUGAAGCCCAACCCUCCCCACUUCUCCGUGCAGUGGCCUUACUACGCCCUGGGCUUCGGCAUCCUUCUGUUCGUAGCGGCCGGUGCCAUCUGCCUUGUUCGAGAAACAACCUGCCUUUGCUGCCAUUGGUUGCUCAUUCCCCCAAAUACUGGGGAGAUCCAGGGGAUCGCUCACCUGGAGAGUCUGGGAGGAGACCUGAGCUCCAUGCAGAAGGAGACACUGCUGAAGGGGGAGACCGCGAUCUAGACCGGGAGAGCCUGGGCUCUGCCCUCCAUCGGGCUGCGUGAGUGCGCGCGUCUCCGUGUACGUGCCUCCCUGUCUCCGCUGGGCUCAGCCACGGUUGCCGAAGUGCUUGAGGGCCCCACCAAGCCGCCGCGUCCCCAUCCUCACAGCCAGUCUGUCUUGCUUGUGUUUGACAUCUGUUAAAGGCUUUCUGAAUGUUUCA